This is a messenger RNA of Electrophorus electricus (electric eel), 1841 nucleotides long. It is a transcript of the gene ankrd29, whose product is annotated as ankyrin repeat domain 29. NCBI's taxonomy places the organism in Eukaryota, Metazoa, Chordata, Actinopteri, Gymnotiformes, Gymnotidae. The record is from RefSeq and is a predicted model, not a curated record. Gene Ontology annotation, molecular function: protein binding.
AGAGAGUGCGCUCGUCAUCAGGAAGGACAGAGAGGGAAUUCACUCUGCUGAAGCAAACGCUUCUGGCGCUGUUCCGCAGUAACCGCACCAACAGAGCUGAGAGUCCCCCGGCCGCCAUAAAUACUACAAUUACUGCGAUACAAAGGAAAACGCGGCAUAGCUAAAGCUGACUGCGAUAGUCUACACGCUAGCGGAAUGAGUGACGAAUGAGUUCAGCAUGUCUUUCAAGAAGGAAACGCCCCUGGCCAACGCUGUGUUUUGGGCAGCGAGAAAGGGCAACCUAGCGCUUCUUCAGCUGCUGCUCAACAGUGGCCGCGUGGACGUGGAUUGCAAAGACAGUUAUGGGACCUCAGCGCUCAUGGUGGCAUCCUACAGUGGUCAUUAUGACUGCGCAAGGGAACUCAUCCUGCAAGGUGCAGACAUCAACCUGCAGAGAGAGACAGGUUCUACUGCUCUGUUCUUUGCAUCACAACAGGGACAUGAUGAUAUCGUCAGGCUCCUCUUUGAAUAUGGAGCUUCUACCGAGUUCAAGACCAAGGAUGGGGGCACGGCCCUUUCUGCUGCCUGUCAGCGCGGUCAUUCCAAAGUGGUCGAGACCCUGCUCAAGAAUGGAGCCAAUAUCCAUGACCAGCUUAGUGACGGUGCCACGCCCCUGUUCUUGGCCUCUCAGGAAGGUCAUGUGACUGUCAUUCGUCAGCUGUUGGCAUCCGGAGCCAAAGUGAACCAGCCUCGUGAGGAUGCUGCUGCCCCUCUGUGGAUGGCAGCCCAGAUGGGACACAGUGAAGUUGUAAAAGUUCUACUACUCCGCGGCGCAGAUCGAGAUGCUGACAGAAAAGACGGAUCCACUGCCCUUUUCAAAGCAGCUCACAAAGGCCACUGGCAGGUCGCUGAGGAACUCCUCAAGUUCAGCCCCUGUCUUGGCCUUCUGAAGAAUGGGUCUACAGCUCUACAUGCUGCAGUCCUGAGUGGGAGUGUGAAAACUGUGACACUUCUGCUGCGAGCAAAUGCUGACGCUACUUUACCAAACAAGAAUAAUGACCUACCGGCAGAUCUUACAACGAAUGAGCGCAUCCUGAGGAUUUUACGUCCGCAGAUCUUAAAUGGAAGAAGUUGAUGACUGCCAUCCCCAGCACUAUUAGAGAAAUGCACUAUACCCUGCCAAGAGACGCCACAAACAAAGCAUACGUUGGUAAUGGUCCCUGCUUGCGUUUGUAACUGAAUUAUUUAGAAUACAUGAGAUUAAUAAACGCACAAAAAAAAGCUAAAUGAUUCUUUGUCCUGGGAAUGUAUGGUUCAGUACAAACUUUAAAUAUAUUAAAUUUGGCUUUAACCAACAAAUAUCACAACUGUAUCAUCUGUGAUCCCUUUGACGAAAAAACGCUCACAACGUGCUUGUGUGGGAAAUGUUGUGAUUGUGUUGGAAAUGAUUCUUGUGUACACUGCCUGCACAGCAUGUGUAGAAAUAUACAAUCCAAUCUUCUCAUCUAGGCAGGAAGAGUAGCCUAUUUCCACGAACCCCUGAUCGUUUGCUAAAGUUUGUUAACGGCAUUCCUCAUGACAAAGAACCCGUGCACAGCCAUAGCCUGACCCUGAGGAAACUUUAAAAACCUUAUGAGCUUAAAUGCGUCUGUGGAAAGUUUACUGUUACUUUAAAGUUUACUUUUGAAAUACAAUUCAGUCAUUAAAAAUUUUCUUUCAUUAUUUAACUACUGGGUGCUUUAAAGUUUUGAAAUAUAUUUGCAAAAUGUGUUUAAAUGUUUCUGUGGGGUGUUUGUUUCUAAAGGGUGUUAAACUGUGUAUUUGUGAAAGGAAUGAAUGAUGUAUUGUAACCUAAUAAAAAA